This is a messenger RNA of Frieseomelitta varia, 3322 nucleotides long. RefSeq names its product growth factor receptor-bound protein 14-like. The record is from RefSeq and is a predicted model, not a curated record. Lineage: Eukaryota; Metazoa; Arthropoda; Insecta; Hymenoptera; Apidae. Gene Ontology annotation, biological process: signal transduction. The transcript has 12 exons. Bases 237 to 2480 code for a protein of 747 amino acids.
CCCCUCCCUCGUCAUCCUUCGCCUUCUCUUCGCCGACUCUUCGUCCUCUCCUCCUCGUCGAUCUUUCUACGUCUCGCGUUCUUACCACCUACGUUCGUCGAGAGGGAACCGCGCGCUUUGCCACCGCGCUCCGGUCCGUCGCGAUACGCUUCGAACCAGCACCUCGCGCGAAAAUCACCACGCGAAAGUUUCGAGCAUCGCACCGAGCAAUCGCCGGAGAAAGAAGCACCAUCGACAUGAUAGAGAACGCACCAGCGGUCCUCGCCGAUGCCACGUUUCCACAUGGGGAGCACCGACAACAUCACCAUCACGUUUGCCACGCCGUUGCUCCUCCUCUUUGCCAGCGAUCCUCGCGUUUUGAAUUAUCGUCGUCGUCGUCGUCGUCGUCGUCGUCGUCGUUGCCGACCAGCACGCUUCCCAACCUCGUCGUCGUCGAUCAAUUUCCAAAUCAUCGGCUUCCCAAUCACCUCGAUUUCCCGCUAACCAACAUCGUGGCCACGACCAGCGUCUUCGCCGCGUCCGAGAGCAGCUUGCCCGUCCUCGAAACGUCGGACAACGAGCAAACCAGCUACACGCUCGACUCUGCCACUCCGCUCGAACCUCGUUCAUCCGCCUGCCAUCGGCCGCGCUCCUCCGUCGCUUGGUUCUCUCUCGUUCGUCGACGAUGUUCCAACAUUUGCGAUUGGCUGCCGAGGAUGUGCUCAUGCCUAGACACCGACAGCACGCAGUUCCUCGGCAGUUCCCCGUCCGCGCGCAACUAUCAACGACUCAGCCCCAAGGGUUCUGGCAAUCUGUUCGCCAACAACCGUCCGGCCGGUAGGCUGAAGAGACUCCCUCGGCGAGUCGAGGAAAACCAACCCAGCGACCAACAGACGGAGAAACUGCGUUUCUACUGCGACGACGACGACGACGGCGGCGGCAACGACGACCACGCGUCGUUGGAUCUGACGGUGGAGAACGACCUCCGCGCGGUCGACCUCUGCGAGCUCCUCAAAGCGAAGAGGCACGCGCUCGGUGUCGACUGGUCGAUCGUGGAGACGUGGCCAGAGUUGGGGAUAGAGCGAGCGCUGGAGGACCACGAGGACGUUCUGGCGGUGCACAGGGAGACCAGGGCGUUCACCUCGAGCCGCGCGCGAAAGUUCGUCUUUCGCCGGGACUACCUCAAGUACGAGUUCUUCCACGAUACGGAGCGAUUCUUUUCCACCGAGAUGAUCGACGUUCCAGCGGUGAUCGCGGACGACUGCCAGACUGCGUUGGCCCAAGCGGAAGCAGCUAUACGACCAUCGCUUUUCCACCGGUUUCAGAGGUACCUCGAGGACGAGCGAGCGACCGAUUAUCCGGAGAUAUUCGGCGUUGCCUGGAUACGGAACAACGGACGUUUGAACGUCUGGAGGAGGAUCCACCUGCUCCUUCGAGAUCGAAAGCUCUAUCAAACGAAAAAGAAGAGCAGGCAAGCGUGCCCGUUGGUCCACCUGUCGGACUACACGGUGUACAAGAUCGCGAACGCCAGGAAGAGGUACAGGGCGCCGUUCCCCUGGGGCAUUUGCUUGAGGCCGAGCAGCGGCCAAGUCGCCGACGCCAUCGUCGCCGAGUCCAACAUCACCACCGUCCACGCGGGAGAAGCCGGGCUCAAGGUCAUUGCUUUUCACAGUGAAAAAUCCCGCGCCUGCUGGCUCACGGCCAUGAGGCUCGCCAAGUACGGCAAGCAACUCAGGGAAAACUACAGAGCCUUCAAGAACAAACAGUGUGAACAAACCGACGGUCCAAAGGAUCGAUACGUCAACUACAACGUGUCCAACGAAUCGGUACGGUCUCGCGUGGCCAUGGACUUUACCGGCAGCGUAGGGAGGAUCGUCGACGACCCGAAGGAGGCGAAGAACAUCGCCGAGAACGAGGGCGUGAACUGGCGGCGCACCUGGAGGCCGUUCUCGAGGCCGCCGCCGAGCUGCGCGGUGGUCAGGCUGCACGGGCUCGACGACGGUAUCCACGUUUUGCAACCGUGGUUCCACAGAGGGCUCAAGAGAGACAUCGCCGCGGCAAUCGUCCGUGACCAGGGCUCCGUCGACGGCGUGUUUCUGGUACGCGAGAGCAAGAGCAACUUGGGUGCCUACGUGCUCACCUACAAGUACAGCGAAAAGGUGUUUCACGCGCAGAUUCAGCCGGUUUUCGACGAACGAUGCAACUGCUGGCUGUACACCCUGGACAAAGGCGUGACCAGGUUCUACGAUCUGCUGCAGCUGAUCGAGUUCUACCAGUUGAACGCGGGUUGCCUGCCCACCCGGCUGACCCAUUACGUGCAGAACGGCGUGCCGGAGAUGCUACCGAUGCCGGUACCGGUGGCGUUGUCGCAGUCUGACGACGGUUCGCCACCGUCGCCGACGGAGCUCGAUCAGCCGCGAUUCGUCGCCGGCGGCGACGGCGAGCUUUCCAACAACGCCGCCUCGUCCAACACUGGACUGGUCGGUCACAAGAGCAUCUGAAGAUAGGAAUUCCAGCGGCCCGCCAGCGUCGAGCAGCGUCUCGUCGUCCCGACUGCCGACUGUUGCUCGCUCGACUGCGCUUCUCCAUCCAACGGGGAGAAAAUCCCCAGCGAGAACGUUCGACCCGCGCGCUCGGGUUGCUGGAGCCUGUGCCUGUGCAGCUACAGCAAGUGGAAUCUGUAGCGCGAAAAAGAAUUCAUCAUCACCUCGUUCCGGCGUUUGUUCGGUCACGCUGUUCACGUCAGCGAGACGAGGCAGACAAGACAACAAGAAGAAGAUAGAAGAAGAAGAAGAAGAAGAAGAAGAAGAAGAAGAAAUCGCGUAACUCGCGUAACUCUCUCUUGGCGUUUGUCGUCGCGUUCAAACUUUUGGCGAAUCGAUCGCCGAUUCGUCGAGGUGUUUCGCCGGCGUUUUCGAAAAUCGGCAUUGAUAGCGGUUCAUCAAUCCCGACGUUUCGAGCCCGGUGGCAUCGACGAUCGUUUCCGUCGAUCGGUUCGCCGAGGGGCGAACGCGUCGACCAAGAAACGAGAAAUCAAGAGCAGCAGCGAUCGAUAGCCAGCCGUCGUAGCGAGCGAGGAAGAAACAGCGAGGAGGAGAUCAAUCGUCAGGGUAGUUUGUGCGUUGCCCUGUUUCAGAAACAACGUCUCGUUGGUGAUGUCAGAGGGCGAUGAUUAAUCAUCGAUGCGAAUAACGAUGAAAUAUAUAUAAAUAUAUAUAUAUAUACAUAUAUAUAUUUUGUACGAACCGUGUGGUGUAGUAGAGAAUGGACGAAUCGAGGCUCCGCGUUUCGCGAGCUCUCGGCGUCCACUCGUUGAACGAAAUAAAAAAGUUAAUCGACAAAA